Molecule: messenger RNA, 1161 nt
Organism: Penicillium salamii
Lineage: Eukaryota; Fungi; Ascomycota; Eurotiomycetes; Eurotiales; Aspergillaceae
Source: the annotation of a GenBank genome assembly
AUGGACACGUACGAAACAACCGCAAAGCACAAUCUCGCCGAGACAUGCAGCGCCUCCAUCUCUCUCAAUGAUCUUCUGACCCUCGCGCCGAAAGAGAGCCUCAUAGAUUUCUCACAGAAGCAGGUCUACGGCGCAAUCAGAGGCACAGAAGCAUUGAGGACUAAUAUUGCAAACUUGUAUUCACCAGUUGGCAAGAUAUCUACAGAGGAUGUACUUGUUACAAAUGGUGCUAUCCAGGCUAAUUUCUUGUCCCUUUAUACCAAUGUUGGGCCGGGUGAUCAUGUUAUUUGUCAAUAUCCGACGUAUCAGCAGCUGUACUCUGUGCCUGAGUCUUUUGGGGCGGAGGUUAGUCUUUGGAAGUCGGAGGAGGGGAGUGGGUGGGGAAUGGAUUUGGAGAAGUUGAUGGGUUUGGUGAAAUCGAAUACGAAAAUGAUCAUUUUGAACAACCCCCAGAAUCCUACCGGGGCAGUUCUUCGGCGUGAGGAAUUGCAGGCGAUUGUUGACAUUGCACGGGAGCACGAUAUCAUGAUUCAUUCUGAUGAGGUUUAUCGACCUCUUUUCCAUUCGCUCGACCCAGAGCAGGAUACACCUCCUUCUAUCCUAGAAUUUGGAUAUGAGAAGGUUCUUGCAACGGGCUCUAUGUCCAAGGCUUUUAGCUUGGCUGGAAUCCGCCUCGGCUGGAUUGCUUCCCCAAGCAAUAAAAUCAUCGAGGCUUGUGCCGCGACUCGUCAUUUCACUUUGAUUUCGGUGGGACAGAUUGAUGAUAGGGUGGCAACGCAUGCGCUAUCUCGCCCGUGUGUGGAUAAUCUGCUGCAGCGCAAUGUCCAGCUGGCAAGACAGAAUCUCGCUGCAUUGAAUGCUUUCGUCAACGAGUUUAGCUGGGCUGUUGAAUGGACGAGACCCAAGGCGGGAACUACUGCAUUCAUCAAGUUUGUCAACAGGCAGGGAAAGGCCAUUGACGAUGUCGAGUUUUGCAAGACACUCCAGGAGAAGACUGGAGUCAUGCUUGUCCCUGGAAGCAAAUGCUUCGGCGGAGAUGUUGACUUCCGUGGAUAUGUGAGGAUGGGUUAUGUACCCGACAACCAAUCCAUGGUCAAUGGUCUCAAGGAGUUGAGGCAAUUCAUGGUCGAUGAGUAUGAGAUGUUGCCUCUGGCUCAUUGA